CGGGAGGCGGCGAUACUUGGAUCCCGACGCCUUCGCCCGUCUCCUUAUGGCGGACCAUGACAAGAGCCCGCGUGAGCCGCCGGCGGUCCACCGCCAUGGCAACCCAAUCAGACGCCGCGAUGUGGAGCAGCAGCAGCAGGAUGGCGCGGCGGAGGACCUCCUCACUUCCCUCCACGACAACCUCCUCUCCUCCGUCCUCUCCUUCCUCUCCAUCAAGCAGUGCGUCGCCCUCUCCGCCCUCUGCUCCGACUUCCGCAUACGCAUCCCCUCCCUCAUCCCCCGCGUCGACGCCUUCCGCUGCUACGUAGGGAUUCUCUCCUUCGACGAUGCCCUACCCCUAAACCGCAUCUUCCCCAUCGCCCUACUCCGCCAAUGCCGCAUCGUCUUCCACUACGUCGCCGAUUCACCCAAACGCCUCCGACAUAUGCUCGUCGACGGCCUCGCCGAGACGGGAGUCCAAGAUCUCAUCGUCGAAUCCUCCCACUGCGGAUGGCUCAACCUCGGCGGCAGGGACUCCGGCUUCUUGAGCAUCAGGUCCCUGCGGAGUCUCUGCUUGCGCAGGAUCCGGCUAUGGAGACGCCCCUCCUCCUCCUUCUCCUGCCCCCUCCUCACCUCCCUCCGAAUCGAAAACUGCCUCCUUCGCGAUUCUUUCCUGCGCCUCCUCCUCGCCUCCUACCCCUUCCUCGAGACCCUGCAACUCAUAUUUUGCUACGGUAUCAAUCGCAGCAUAGACAAACUAAGCAUCCACUCCGCCUCCCUCAAGCAUCUAGUCCUGAUCUACAUGAUCCCCAGCGUCCGCGCCAUCGACGUCCGCGGCCCAAAGCUCGAGUCCCUCCUAGUCGACGUCGUCAAUGAGCUGCGCAUCGAAGCGCCAAAGGCCCAGACCGCGUCGUUCCAUCUCGCCUUCCUGCCGCCGAAAGAUCCUUCGGUUGCACUGAUGAAUCUUUUCAGAACUCCUUUCCCAAGGGGACUCGCUUGCCUCGUGCUGAAUUCUAGCAGAGCCCCAAACGGAUUAGCAGGAAUCAAUGAAUUUAUUUCUCCGGAAUACAAAGAGGAGGGCAUGAUCUUCAACCUCGACUUCAAUCUGAAAGAUGAGUCGUCGACCACGAUAUUGAAUGACUUGCUCAAGAAGUGCAAUGACUACAAUACCAAGAUUGACAUACGAGCAGAUUCUACAGGCACAGAGAGCAGCACUGAAACAGCAAGGGAAGACCAACACUUGCUCCAUGAUUCGACAGGAUUGGAGCUGAUUAACUUACAAAUGAUGAUGCCGGAGAGUAGAUUUGAAAGGUUUCUCUCAAAUCGGAAGAAGAUGAAGAAAUUUAAGCAUACGGGAUUGGAAAUACUGAGAAGGCGCACCAGCAGGGAGCAGUUCAUGGAUACGUUAGCAUCCGAGGAGUUUCUGUUCCAAGUAUCUUCUACUAUUGCUAAUUGUAUUGAAAUGAAAUUUUAGUGUUUACUAGACUUGCGAUUGACAUGAAUGUUUGCGCCGUUUGUUAAAUAA
Molecule: messenger RNA, 1504 nt
Organism: Zingiber officinale
Lineage: Eukaryota; Viridiplantae; Streptophyta; Magnoliopsida; Zingiberales; Zingiberaceae
Exons: 2
Coding region: 47-1453 (468 amino acids)
Molecular function (GO): protein binding
Source: RefSeq, a predicted model, not a curated record